AACCAGUUGAAACAUAGUAUUUUUUCGAUCUUUCAAGUUUCAAAUCCUCAAAUAGUAGCUAAAUACUUUAUUGAUACUAAAACAGGUCCUUGUAAUUUAACACGUCGUUUGGAAGUUUGAUAUCUGGACCGGUUAAUUCGUUUGAUUGUUUAUCAAAUAUUUUUACAAAUCCAGUAACUUAGUAAAUUUUUUUAACAUAGACCCUAUGAAAAAUAUUUCAGUUUUUGUUCUGUAAGGCUACUGAAUCUUUAAUUGUGAAAAUGAAAAGCACAUCUCAUUCUGGACUUUAGGCCGUAGGCUACCAUCUAUGCUCUAACUUAUUGAGAUUUCUUAGCUAAAUAUUAUGGCUGACGUAUUCAUGCAUUCGGAUGCGAAGAGUCUUCUAAGGAACAGACAUAUUCUAUUCCUAGGAGAUUCAAAUAUGAGAGCCCAGUACAAGGAUUUAACGUGGCUGCUGAAUUUUAACAAGUUGAUUACCCAAAAAUCCCUUAGAUCAAAGCUUGAGCACAGCUUCCUUGGGGAUAAUCUUAUUGGGCGAAGCAAAGUUAACCAUGGAAGAGACUUCAAAGAAAAGAGGAUUUAUAACGACCAAGGCAAUGGAACUGUGCUGGAGUUUUCAUUUUUGACCCGCUGCUACAAUCGCCAACUGGAAGAAUUGUUCAAUAAUUAUAAAAAAUAUCCUAAACUGGCACCUGAUGUCAUAGUGAUGAAUUCCUGCCUGUGGGACUUAACCAGAUGGGGUCCGAAUGGGGCUCCAGAAUACAAAGACAAUAUGGUGAAGCUGAUGAGAUUGAUGUGCCACUGUCUGCCCAAGCAAUGUCUGGUGAUCUGGUCCACAGCUCUGCCUACAGCUCCUCACAUCAAAGGGGCUCUGAUCAUCAAACAGAUCAAAUGUAUAGAGUCCAUGAUACGGUUUGAAGUGAUGGAGGCUAACACAUUUGCCAGAGAGGUUGUAGUGAGUCAUGGAUUUGAUGUGCUGGAUAACCACUAUUACACAAGGAUGCAGAUGCAUAGGAGAGCCAAGGAUGGAGUUCAUUAUCUUCCAGUUCCUGUGCGGUUAUUGACAAACUUGCUUCUCACACACAUUGCAUUGUCCUGGGGCAAGAAGCUCCCCAAUAACAUCCAGACAAUAUUACUGGAUAAAGCAAAGCAGAUGGAUAGCAAAAAGCCUGAGAAGAAACCUGAGGUUAAGAUACCAACGACAGGAAUCUUUUCCAAGAUCAAUCUUGCUACACCUGUAAAGUCCAGGGCAAAAGGAAUAUCAGUGACAUUUACUCCAGGCCGUGGUGGCCGACGCUGCAAUCUUGAAGAUGAUGAGUGUCAAGUAGCCUCCACUUCUGGGACAAACACUGUUGUGAGGUCAGUUGUGCAAAUACCAACAAACAACAGACAUGCAGCUGCUGGGCCCUACCGCUACAAGAAGAAAAACAAAAAGAAUAAGAAACGUCCUUAUGAUCGAAACACCAACUAUGAUACCAACCGUAACAGAAAUUGUUCAUACUACAACCCUCGUUACACCACUCCUUCAUUCUACAAUCCCUAUCCUUACACAACGUCAAAUCACUAUGAUGAUUCCUAUAGUGACUACAAUGACGAGGAAUACAACUAUGAAAAUUGACUAAGACCAAAUUUGUCAACUGAUGUUACCUCUCAUUUGAAAUGAAGCAAUGACAAAGUUCCUAAUCCACAUUUACACACAUUUAAACAAUGUUUUUAUUAUCUGACAUUCAGUUUGAAUUUCAAAUGAGAAUUGUGUUUGAUGUGUUUUUGUUUGUAUUUAAAAAUAAAUUAUUUGUUCCCA
Molecule: messenger RNA, 1801 nt
Organism: Macrosteles quadrilineatus (aster leafhopper)
Lineage: Eukaryota; Metazoa; Arthropoda; Insecta; Hemiptera; Cicadellidae
Product: PC-esterase domain-containing protein 1A-like
Exons: 9
Coding region: 344-1618 (424 amino acids)
Source: RefSeq, a predicted model, not a curated record